Molecule: messenger RNA, 2253 nt
Organism: Micromonas commoda
Lineage: Eukaryota; Viridiplantae; Chlorophyta; Mamiellophyceae; Mamiellales; Mamiellaceae
Product: glycosyltransferase family 77 protein
Exons: 1
Coding region: 1-2253 (750 amino acids)
Biological process (GO): cell wall pectin biosynthetic process
Cellular component (GO): Golgi apparatus
Molecular function (GO): arabinosyltransferase activity
Source: RefSeq, a predicted model, not a curated record
AUGGCGGGUCCGAGGCGUCGGUUCACCCGGCGCGUGCUGCCCGCGCUGCUCAUCAUCGCGAUCCUGGGGCUCGGCUCGCGCGUGGGCGGCGGCGGCGACGGUGGAGGCGCCGGCGCCGGCGAUGCGUCCGCGCGGGAGGAUCUCACCCGCCUCGACGAGGAUCGGAUUUCCGUCGGGACGACGACGCCCUCGUCGCCGCGGGUGCGCGCGGGGCUCGGGGACCGAACGGCGAUCGUCGACGGCACGGACCCCUCUCCGCCGUCGAUACCGCCGCGCGCGGCGUCGAAACCCCCGCCGCCGGCGCGGAAGGAGAGCGCCGGGCGCGCGUGGAAUCUCGGGACGACGACCAAAUCCAAGACGACCAAAUCUAAAUCCACCGAGCUCGUCGCCGGGAUCGCCGCGCUCGAGGUGGACCACAGCACGCACGCCGCGGACGACGAGGCCGCGAGAGCCAUCGCCAACGCGGGUAAGCAGACGAGCGGCUACGCGGACGCGCUCGACACGUCCAAGAUCGUCUUCGCCACCUUCGUGUCCAACGGCUUCCACGAGUUCAUGCUCAACUGGUUCGAGCACACAAAGAGACUGGGAGUGGAUAACGUGAUCGUCGCGGCGUUGGACGCAGAGACCGAGGCGCUGUGCGUGGCGAGAGGGAUCCCGUACCACAGCGAUAAGGACCUGCGGUACACCUUCGAGGUGAUGGCGACGGGCGGGCAGCCGCUGCACGACCCGAACGCCAAGGUGACGAUGGAGGGCAAGGCGUUUCAGCAGAUCGGCGCGCUCAAGGCAGCGUUUUUGCUCUUCCUCCUGAACCGCGGUCACAGGGUUCUGGUGUCCGACGUGGACACGGUCUGGCUCGACGACCCGCGGGAGUGGUUCGAGCGCGACGACCUGCCGACGCGCACCGACGUCAGCGUCUCCACCGACUGCUUAUCCCACGAGGAGGAGCGGCGCAGCCGCGGGUGCUGGGGACCGGGGUUCAACACCGGCAUCCUCUGGCUUCGGCCCACCGAGGCGACAAUUAACUUGAUGGCCACGUGGCGAGACGCCCUCCUCACCACGUCCGAUAAGUUCGAGCACGACCAGGACAUAUUCAACAAACUGCUGCGCGUCGAGCAGGACGGCUCGCCCGCGUCGUUCGCCGCGGUGGACCCUCCGCUCGGGGUGAGAUCGACCGACAGUUCCUUCGCCGAGGCUGACGGGGACGGGCGCGUCGGCGAGGCGCUGCACAUGAGACGCGUCGCGCGGGGCAUCGUCCUCGGCGCGCUGCCCCUCGCCAGGUUCUGUAGCGGGCACACGUACUUCGUGCAGAGGCUGCCGCAGCGUUUGGGCGUGAAACCCCUCGUCGUGCACACCACGUACCAGUUCUCGCAAGCGCGGGGCAAGCGACAGCGGCUGCGGGAAGCCGGCCUGUGGCUCCUCGACGACGACGCGUACUUCGGCAAGGGACCGGGGUUCACCAAAAAAGGGUUCAUCGCGAUGCUACCGGACGACCAGCCCCCCGCGGAGCUCCUUCGCGACGGCGCCGGCGUGGAGAAACACCUCGCGGCGGCGGCGUGGUAUCGCCUGGCGAUUCGUAACCUCGUCGCCGCCGCCGACGCGACGAGCCGCGUGCCCGUGUUACCGCGGAUCACGUGCGUGUGCGACAGGUGGUGGGGGAACGUGCUCCCGUCGUGCAAGAUCCCCGGGUCCGACGUGUCACCGCCGUUCGGCACGUGCCCGCAGGAUCACAUCAUGAACUUGCCGAACAUGGAGCGCGCCGGGGUGGAGUGGCGCGAGUGGAGCUUUUUGGAUCGCGUCGGGAAUGGGAGCGCGGCGUUGGCGCGUUUGGGGGGGGGUGCCGAGGGGGGUGCCGACACGAUCGGAGGAAGUUUCGCGCGCGUCGUCGACCUGCCCGCGUAUCCCACGGACGCGGAGUGGGCGAAAGCGACGGCGGAGCUCGACGAGACGAUCGUGUUCGUGUCGAGCGGCGUGAGUUCCUUUUGCACGUUUUCCGACCCGACCGAGGCGGCGGCGUUUGACCGGAAGAUGGCGGUGGCGCUGCAGGCCGAGUCGCACUUCUGCGAGUCAGUGGUGGAUGUGGGCGGGGAGGGUAAGCCGCGACGCGCGUGCCACGUCGGGUUCGACGUGCCGCGCGGCGUGGCGACGGACAGAGACUGCGAAGCGAUGCGAGCGAAAAAUGGCGACUCAAACGCUUUUGAGGCUCGGUUCGAUCGGCGCUCGCCGGUUGGCGGCGAGAAGCGCGCGCCCGCGUGA